Molecule: messenger RNA, 6932 nt
Organism: Pungitius pungitius (ninespine stickleback)
Lineage: Eukaryota; Metazoa; Chordata; Actinopteri; Perciformes; Gasterosteidae
Gene: dennd4a
Product: DENN/MADD domain containing 4A
Exons: 31
Coding region: 245-5395 (1716 amino acids)
Biological process (GO): regulation of Rab protein signal transduction
Cellular component (GO): cytoplasmic vesicle
Molecular function (GO): protein binding
Source: RefSeq, a predicted model, not a curated record
GGUUUGUAAUCAGUCACGUGAACCACGCAGGGCUAAAGCGCUGCUCGGGACUACACGACCUGUUCGUAUUCAUCCAUUCCACCCUACAUUUUUUUAAACACAUCAAGACAGAUAUUGAACAAAAACCCGAAGCACAUAGAUAGACAUUAUAUUUCAAACAACAGAAGUCGUGGUUUUGUUUCGACGUCGGUUCAUACGCGACAGACCAUCUUUCGAUCGAGAUUCCAAAGUGUUGGAAUGGGAAAUGAUGGAGGAUAAAGGGCCCCGCGUAGCCGAUUACUUUGUGGUUGCCGGCCUCACCGACUUGUCCAAGCCUCUGGAGGAUGAGCUCCACUUCGACGACGCCGGCCCCAAGUGUGUGAAACCAAAAGCGCCCAUUACCGACGUAGCCGUGGUGAUCCGUUCCCUGGGUGAAGAGGUGCCCCCAGGUUUCACCUGUGUUGAAAGCACCCCCUCGGGCCUCUCCGCAGAGCUCAAUGGAGCCAGCCUCAGGGGGCCGCAGAUCUUCCUGUGCUUCAAACGAGGCAGAGAUAAGCCUCCACUGACAGAUCUUGGGGUUCUGUACGAGUGGAAAGAGAAACUGAAACCCGGAUGUCACCUCGUCCAGACCACGCCCUCGGGUCGCCCUGCCAACAUCAGCAGCUCGUCGUCCCAACGCAUCUACAUCACCUACCGCCGCGCCCCCAAGAGCCAGCCUCACACCUCACUGGCUGUCACCGAUGUCUGCAUCAUCAUCCCCGGCAAGGGGGAGACGCCCCCUCACACCUUCUGCAAGGUCGACAAGAACCUCAACAGCAGCAUGUGGGGAUCCUCAGUCUACCUUUGUUACAAGAAGUCCCUGGCUAAAGCCAACACAAUCGCAUACAAAGCAGGCCUGCUGUGUAGGUACCCUGAAGAGGACUACGAGUCCUUCCCACUGCCUGAGUCCGUGCCUAUGUUCUGCCUGCCCAUGGGGGCAACAGUCGAGUGCUGGCCAGAACACACCAAACACUCCCUGCCUGUGUUUUCCACAUUUGUACUGACGGGCGCAUCUGGUGAAAAGGUGUAUGGAGCUGCCAUCCAAUUUUAUGAGCCUUACUCAGAGGAGAACCUGUCCGAGCGUCAGUGCUCACAGCUCGGACUGCCAAGUGCUGACGGGUCCAGGAGUAUUUACAGCAACAAGAGCAUCUGUCUGCUCUCCCACUGGCCCUUUUUCCAGUCCUUCAGGAGCUUUCUCACUUUCCUCUACAGAUACUCCAUCUCUGGACCACAUGCUCUGCCUAUUGAAAAGCAUAUCUCUCACUUCAUGCAAAAUGUGCCAUUCCCCUCCACUCAGAGACCACGCAUCCUAGUGCAGCUAUCUCCGCAUGACAGCCUGAUACUCAGCCAACCCGUGUCCUCCCCACUGCCUCUGAGUGGCGGGAGCCUCUCCACAUUACUACUGAAUCUGGGCCCAAAGAACGCAGCCACCCUGCUGGUGUUGGCUGUCACAGAGCACAAGAUCCUGGUUCAUUCCCUGCGUCCCGCUGUGCUCACAAGCGUCACAGAGGCCCUUGUGUCCAUGAUCUUCCCCUUCCACUGGCCGUGCCCGUACAUCCCUCUGUGCCCGCUGGCACUGGCCGGCGUGCUCAGCGCACCGUGCCCCUUCAUCGUGGGUGUGGACUCCCGAUACUUUGACCUUUAUGUUCCCCCAGCAGACAUCAGCUGCGUGGACCUGGACACCAACACAAUCUCGCAAAAAGAUGACAAAAAGGCUCUCACGUGGAAAAUCUUGCCCAGGAGAGCCUGCAAACAUCUUCUUAGUACUCUGAAUAAGCUCCAUCAGCAGCUCGCUGAGGGUGGUCAGCUGAGCCGCGAGGACGUACAGAUGGAGCACACAGCAACUGAAAUGGAGCUCGACGGCGGGAAGAGCCUCCACACUCUGGAGCUGGAGAUCCAGGAGGCCUUCCUGAGCUUUAUGGCAGCCAUCCUACGAGGGUACCGUUCCUACCUGCUACCCAUCACCCAGGCCCCCUCUGAGAAGACCACCGAUGCCAGCUCCCUCUUCGACAUCCAAGGCUUUGUAAAGAGCAGAGACCGCUCUCACCAGAGGUUCUACUCCCUCAUGACCAAGACUCAGAUGUUCAGCCGUUUCAUAGAGGAGUGCUCCUUUGUCAGUGAUAAGGACGCCAGCCUGGCUUUCUUUGAUGAGUGUGUUGAUAAGCUCUUCACUACUGGAAGCAAGAUGGACAGCGAGCGCCCGGAGGACACCAGACUGAUCGAACUGGAUGAAUCCCACCGCAGCGAGCACACGGUGUAUGUAAACCCUCCGGAGCUGCCGCCUCUACCACGGGGAGAGGAGCAUCCCCUCUGCUACAGCUACUCUGAGUUCCCUGUGCUGAAUGCUGAACUUCUGGAGUCGCUGGAGGGUCCAAAUCUUCCAUCAGCAGGCAUGGCCUCCCGCCACAGCAGCCCGGCCAGCCCUACGGCUAUCUUCAGGCGCUCCAAACAGGAGAUAAAAUCAGCUCAAAAGAUGGCCAAAACCUAUUCAUCGAUGCCUCAGAUGUGGUCCAAGUGUCUGCUGCGCCACUGCUACGGCCUUUGGUUCAUCUGCCUACCAGGGUUUGUUGGCACCUGCCACUCAAAGGUGCGUGCCCUGCGUACCGCUUACGAUGUGCUGAGAAAGAUGCAGGACAAUAAGUUGCAGGCUCCGGAUGAGGUGUGCUACCGUGUGUUGCUCCAGCUGUGCGGGCAGUACAGCCAGCCGGUCCUCGCCGUCAGGGUUUUGUUUGAAAUGAAGAAAGCUGGAGUUCAACCCAACGCCAUCACCUACGGGUACUACAACAAGGCCGUGUUGGAGAGCACCUGGCCCUCCACCACCAGAGGAGGUUACUUUUUGUGGGGAAAACUGAGGAACGUGGUUUUAGGUGUGCUCAAGUUCAAGCACGCUGGGAGAAAACAACAGACUCCGCACAGAGAUCAUCAGCUUUCAGACGGCAGCGAUCUUGACUCAGUCAGUCAUGGCAGUUUGGACAGUGCCAAUGAUUCUGCUGAGCGCACUUCAAUCGACACCGACUUCACUAAAAUGGACUCCAGUGACGAUGGAUUUAGUACAGGUGGCCAGUCAGACCAAGGCUACGAUUCGCUAUCCAAAGAGGAGGAGAGGAUGUGCACCAGAGACAGCAACUAUUCAUCGGCGGUGGAAGACAAACGACAGAGGCUGUCCACAGUCGAGGUUGAGGUUCCAAUCAGCAGCAUCUCUCCUUCAGGAAACUGCAAAUCCACAGUUGUCAGUGCUGGCCAUGGCAACAGGCAGGCUUCAAGUCCAUCAAGUGACAUUAUUCUGCGUGGACCUCGGCUUAAGUCAGAGAGGCCAAAAUCUCUGGACUUGUCUGGCGGGCGUGAAAGUCUUAGACUCACCGUCCCUAACUUUUCAUCAACAAAGCAGCAUCAGCCGUCUGCUGACAGACUGCACGGGGUAGAAGAAGAGGAGACAGAGACUGGUAAACACACACCUUCCAUGGGGAGAAGCUGCAGCGCCGCAGUGGAAAGUGAAGGAGGGCCCAGAGUGAGGAGCAUCAGCUGCAGUGCCGGGACUGUGAGGAGAACGGGUAUUGAUAGGGGGUUAGAUCCGCUGUCCCUGAUGUCGAGAGAUGCGCUCCAAGAGUGUGAUCCGGAGAUUAGCGGCACGCCAACAGCCCGCCGCGACCUCGCAGAGGAAAUCGAGAUGUACAUGCACAACGGGGGCAGCCCUCUGGGCAGCCGCGCAUCCAGCAUGAACCUGCAGAACCCUUCAAGCCCGUUGUUUAGGUCCGCCUCGUCUCCUCACGACUCGCCGCGACCCGCCACCGCGCUCCACUCCAACACACACCCCCCGCUGCCCACGAAACCCAAGGACAAGCUGAGGCCGUCGCCGUCUCUUCCUCUGGGUCUGUGCACCAAAGACAGGGAGAGGCCGUCCUCUUUGGUUUCACCCUCCUCACCUAGUCCAUCAUCCUCAUCGUUUUCCAUGGACUCACUGUUCACCCCGUCCCUGGACGUCUUCAAGAGCAGCGUCAUAUCAGCGGGGAAGGGCGUGGCCGAGAAGGCCAGCCGCUUCUACUCUCGUCUGUCCUCCCAGACUUCGUUCACGCAGGAAACAAACUGCGACUGGAUCAGUGUAUCCUCGCUGACCUCAGGGGAGGCAGACUGCUCCUCGCUGCUUGAUAAUGACUCGUGUCUCGACCCAGAUGGUUUCAUCUCUCCCCGUCACGGCAGUGUCUCCCGACUCAGGAGGAGCCCCGUCGUGGGUCAUAGCAACCUGGGCAGCCCCAGCAACCCCGACAGAGUGUUCAGACACAACUCCUUCUCCGGUGGUUUGGCACUUCCUUCUAAAAUACCUCGCACUCCUGAUUCCUCCCCCGACACCAGCCGCUUCCAACCCACUCCCAACUACGCAAUGGAGGUGCUGAUGUCCAGCUCCUCACUUUGCAAGACGUGUGACUGUCUGGUGUAUGAUGAAGAGAUAAUGGCUGGCUGGACAGCCAACGACUCCAAUCUCAACAGCAGUUGUCCCUUUUGCGGCACGGCUUUCCUGCCGUUCCUCAAUGUGGAAAUCAAAGACCUGCGACUACAGAGCAGGUCGCCUAGGAAAAGUAAUCUGGUUACAGAGGAGAUCACGUCGGCAUCUCUCAGUCCGGGGGCAGAAAUGGCCGCGACGGAGCGUACGGCUGCGUCACCUGAAGGCGCCGAGCCGACCCAGGUGACGGUGCCCUACUUGAGCCCCUUGGUUCUGUGGAAAGAGAUGGAGAGCCUGCUGGUAAACGAGGGCGACGAGGCCAUCUCUUCCCCCACUGUUGUCGACCAACACCCCAUCGUCUUCUGGAACCUCGUGUGGUACUUCAGAAGGCUGGAGCUGCCGAGUAACCUGCCAGCUCUUAUCCUGGCCUCUCAGCACUGUAGCCAUGGAGACCAGACUCCUCAGAGCGUUUCCUCAGAGGACAGCAAGCAGGUGCUUGUGAGGAUUAUGUGGGACAACCUGAAGUUGCAUAAAGACAAAGACCAACCCUGCUAUGUCUUGUGGAACACACAUUGUGCAAACUCCCUGGUGCGCUCUGGGUUGUGUGAAGAAGGCCAGCUCUUCACUGUGGAGCUACUGCAGGGUUUUGUGAGGAGCAUUAAGAAAAGUGAUGUUUAUCAACCCAUGAGCCAGAUCAUCCAGCUGCUGGGGCCAGAGCUGGGUUUUAAACGACAGAGGAGCCUCUACAGAGAUUUAUUGUUCCUCGCGCUGGUGGCAUUGGGAAAGAACAACAUUAAUAUCAACGCUUUUGACCGGGAGUACAAGUUGGCAUACGAUCGUCUCAACCCCGGCCAGGUGAAGCUAACACACAACUGUGACCGGCCCCCUGGGGCGGGGGUCAUGGAAUGCAGAAGGACUUUUGGCGAGCCCAGUCUGUAAAGUACUUCUCUUCACCAGUGUCCAUAUGUUGCCAGGUUUUUUGGACUGUUAGUCAGACUCAGGACCAGCUCACUUGACUGGAGCACAGAGCUCUUAAGCACAAAAGGAACAUGACAAUUAAUGUAAAGUAACUGCCAUGUGUUUCUUGUAUACUGUUAGUGCUAAAAGGCAUGGAGUGACAUCCUAGUAGUUGUAAAUAUUUAGAAAAUCUGCUGUAUUUUCAGUAUGACUGAAAUAUUUGUACAGUUGUUAUACAUUCUAUUUUAAGAAUUGGUUUCUGUUGGAGUUGUGAGUUUGUAAAAGUUAGUGCGUAAUCAUCCUUUUGAAAUUCCCAAGUGGUCCUGGUGACCUUUUUAGACAUUUGGGUUUUGCUAAAGUAUUUUGACAAGACAAGUUCUUGCCUUUCAUUCACAUUAUGUAACGCCGUGGCCCAGCUGCCCACGCUUAAGUGACUUUUGAUUUGGCAACUGCAGAACUUAAUGAUUAUCUUCAAUUAAAUGUAAUUAAUUUAGCAAAGACGUUCCUCCUCAUCUGCACCCUGUGCAUACAGCAAGGCCAUGCUCCUAUACCUGAUUACACUAAGAUGGUAACUCGUUAAGUUUACUUAAAUUAUUAAACAUUCUAUUAUUUCUGAAUGCAGAAUGUUUAAUUUAUUGGUUUAUCCUUUUUCAUUAACCAAAAUAACCCAAAGAGAGGUGUUCUUCUAUGACUAAUUGACAGUUUAAGCAAUACCUUUAUUUUUUAAGAUGUAUGUGUUAUAUGGGACCACUGAGCAUAGAUUUAUUUCGAAACAGCUAAAUCAAUCAAGUAGAUGGAAUAAAAAUGUUUUCUGUUUAAUCAACACAUUUAUUUGAUAAAGAAAUGACCGAAUUGACACAGUAAUGAGCUAUACAAAUGUACAGAGUAUUUGAUCCUAGUAAUUUUAUAUUUUCUUUCAGUCUUCACUGUAUGCUGUAGUUAGUUUACAAUAUUUGUCAACACUUCAAUGUUUAAUGUGACAUCCAGAGCAAAAAAAAGUCCCUUUGAACAAAUGAUGGUGAAAAUAUGAAUUCAGUCAUGUCAAAGGGGGGACAUUAGAACAACAGCUCUGACCUGCACUAAUUCAGAAUCCUUUCCAAAAAUAUUUCACUUUGUUAAUAUUGUCUUUCACUUUUAACUGACAGAAACCUGCCUGUAAUCUGUUAGUUGUACUGUAAUGUAGCACCACAGCUUAUUUACUGGACUUCCUCACUAGAAUUUUCGAUGAUAUGAUGGUGGAUUUGACAGGGCUCUGUGCUUGGAAUAACCAACAUUACAAUGUGUAAAUUUGCAAUUAAAUCACCUUGUAAGUUGUGAUAAAAAAGAAAAUCAAUGGCUGAAGACCAAGGCAUCAUUUGAUGUGUACAUGUUGUUUACACAAUUUGUCAAUUUAAACAAUGUUUAUGGAGUAUUAUUUAUCAUUUGUAACACAAAUACUAAUCAUUUGUAUGAUAUUUUAUAUAAAAAAAAGAAAAUAUGUAUUGUUUGCUUUCAUUUAUGAAUAAACACGUUUAUGCUA